AUGCCGACAAUUCCGCUCCAUGUAUCGGUUUCUACAGGCCGCAAUGGCUACUCUACAGAGAUAUCAACCAAUCCACUUCCUCAACUCCUCCAGACGCCCUCUGGGCUGGCCAUCCUAGAGCUUCAAGGAACCAUCAAUCUUCCAGCCAACGACAACCGCGAGGUUCUUGAGCAGGACACGUCCGAAAUUUCUCAGCCCACACCCAAGACUGAAACACAGAUUGGACGCAUCAUUUUCGCAGACUACAACCCAUCAGCCGAACCGUCUGAUCAAAGUUGGAUGAAGCGAGUAUAUUUAACCGUCGGUCAGCAUCAGCGACUAACAGGCGAGGUAAAAAAGCUCUCAAAGCCUUUUGCAGUUAUUCAACGGCGAAAACACGAUCCUCAGGGCACCAGAAAUGUCGCACAGGACGUGGGGAAGAACAAAGAUCUCCCAUCUGCAUCCACACCUACACCUACAGAUCAAUUAGAGAUUGUGGAGAUUAUCAGAUAUAAAAUAUUGUUCUCCUCGCGCCCGGAGCCUAUCACUAACGAGGACUAUUGA
Arthroderma uncinatum is the source of this 543-nucleotide messenger RNA. RefSeq lists its product as uncharacterized. Gene Ontology annotation, cellular component: Ctf18 RFC-like complex. The record is from RefSeq and is a predicted model, not a curated record. Gene Ontology annotation, biological process: mitotic sister chromatid cohesion. The transcript has a single exon. The coding region runs from base 1 to 543 and encodes 180 amino acids. Lineage: Eukaryota; Fungi; Ascomycota; Eurotiomycetes; Onygenales; Arthrodermataceae.